Messenger RNA from Aricia agestis (brown argus), 5334 nucleotides. RefSeq lists its product as uncharacterized. The transcript has 5 exons. NCBI's taxonomy places the organism in Eukaryota, Metazoa, Arthropoda, Insecta, Lepidoptera, Lycaenidae. The record is from RefSeq and is a predicted model, not a curated record. The coding region runs from base 167 to 5182 and encodes 1671 amino acids.
GGCGGCGCUACGGUCGCGCCGAGUGUUUCCCGCGUAAAUUUUGUUUUGUGUUCGAAAUAAGAUUUUAUCGUAAAUCGUAAUGGUGUAAGAUUGUGUUGUGCUAGAAAGUGCGAGCUGGACUUAGAAAGGUCUAUUCACGAUCCCGGAGGUCCCCGAGGAUCCCGGCAUGUGGUCCACGAUCGUGGACGUGGUGCUGACGUCACUCCGCUACCUCGCGCCCGCGACGCUGCUCACGCUGCUGUGGGGGCAGCACAGCUUCCUCUACAAGCUGCUGAAGUACAUCGACUCGGCGUUCAGAUCCGUGGUCUACUCGAGCGACGAACAGAAGCAGACGGUCCUGCAAUGGCUGGAGACAGCUGGCACCGUCAGGGUGGAUAAGUUGGAGACGGUAUGGCGGCACGGCUGGAUAGUCUGCGGCGUGCUGGACAUAGCUCUCCCGGGAACGUGCACUGGACAUCCACCCACCAAGCUGUCGUUGAAACACGCGCAGUCCAUAGCGGAGGAGCACCUUGGGAUUGAGCCUGUCUUCACGCCCCAAGAACUGGAAUCACUCGAGACCUUAGGCAAGCAUCAGGAAUGGAAGCUGAUCACGUUUCUGGACAACGUAAGAGAAGCCCUAGUCAAAAUAGCGCCGCCCCCCAAGGCGAGCCCUAUUAGAUUUGCGGCAGAAUCCACUCAGCAUACCUUCGAUUACAUAGCCAAAGGUUCAGGAUUGGUAGCCGCUCAAAUAAAAAACAAAACCUUCUUCAAAAUUUACCCGACAGCCCAGCAGUCCUUGAAUCCUGGGGAAAUUAAUAUAGAGAUAAAAGGACCGAAUAAAUCACACGGUACGUUUACUUUGCCGGCUGUACUCGGUAAGGCGCAGGUAAUUAGGCAAAGUUUACUCGGAAGAAAGGCCACCACAAAUUACACUGAAAAUAUUUUACCGCUUACCCAAGGUGCCAGCUAUCUACGAAACUUUGGAAAUAAUGACAUGAGCAAAACUUACUUUAUACCCAAAUUAAAAAGUAAUAUUGUUAUAGAUUCGGAGACUAAUGACGAUCACGUAAAAAUUGGUUAUACUGUGGAAUAUGAGGGGAAAUACGAGAUUUCAAUUACUAGUAAAAAUCUGAGUAUAGCUGGGUCACCGUUUUCGAUGGUUGCGUCUAAUGAUAUUGUAGAAACAUUAGAAAAUGAUAGCUUUACUUUAGAAGAUGGCGAAGAAAUAGACAUAGUUGAUGUGAGCACAGAUAAAAAAGCCGUUAUUAGAAUCGUAGAUUUUGUAACUGAAAAAAUGUUACUUAAAGAAGACGGAUGCUUAGAAAAAAUUAGCAAUGAUGAAGCAAAACAGUUAAUGGGAGCUUCCAAUAAAGAAAAUGCAAAUAUAAAUAAUGAAAAAGAACUGACGAAAGAAACAACAUACACUGACGUAAAAAUAAAAAAUGCUUCAAAAUUAUUUAAAGACGCAUCUAGGAAAAUAAUAAUAAUGAUGCGAGUAAGUAAAUGUUUCUGGGAUUACAAACAAACUUCAAAAACCGAUAAAAAGACUGAAACUAGAAUUCGAAACCAAGAUAUUCCAGACGUAGUAAACUCAACACUUAAUGAUUACCAAAUAAAUACAGGUUUUGUGCCAAAAGUAAGUGAUCGAUACAUAAUUCCUGAACCGAUAUCAGUGUCGUUAAAAACAGAAAAAAUUAAUGAAUCUAUAGAAAAUGAACCCGAGGGCAAACAAAUUGAUAAAGUACAUAGUUACGGCCCACUUUAUGAAAAUAUUUUCGACGAUGAUACACGAAAUUCGUCAAUUAAUCCAUUCGCUGAUGACACGUAUGCCGAAUGCUAUACGACAGAAAAGAAGUUAGGGUCAUUCAUCACUACCGAGUAUGAAACUAAUAAUUCACACAGUGAAGAGUUGCAAAAUCAAUCAGUGGAUUUAGCUAACAAGGAGAGUGAUUGUGAUCAAGUCACAAAUCCCUUUGCUGAAAUUCGAAAAUUAGAUAUCUCCGAAUCUGAGUCAAAUUCAAAUGUUCAAAAAUCUUUGAAUCCUUUUGAUAACACAAAUGAUAAUUGUUAUGCACCAGAAAACCAAACAGAGUUUAUUAUUGGUGCUCCAGUUUCUUUACCGCCAAAUCUAGUAGCUACAUCUUUGGAAUCUAUCAAUACAAAUGCCAGUAACAUCUCAUCAGAGACAGCAUCUUGCGAUAGAUCAGAAACAAAUGAUAAUAUUACUCAAAACAGUAAACAGUUAUUAGAUGACAAGACUUUGAGUAACACUCACCUCACUACUAUAUCACCAAAUAAAGAUAUGUGGGAUUCUGCUUAUGUAAGUAUCGAUGACAAUAACAGUUCGGAUGUAGCAGCAAGUGAAUGUAUCGAAGAAACACCUAACAAACAAAAACAAAUUUUCGGCACUGAUAAGAAUCCCACAACGGAAUCUUUACGAGAAAAAUUAUUACAUGAUAUUAGAGAGAGAUCAAAUUUUAUUGAUAACGAAAAGAAAAAAAUACACGAAUCGAAAAAGUCAGCUUUUACGCCAAUUCAUGAAGAAAAUGACAAGUACGAUACACUUAUUUCAACAAAGAUAGAUCUUAUGACGAAGAGUGAAACUGAUUCGGUGACAGAAGCAUUUGCUGAACUUGAUGACAUUUACGAUGACUAUUUCUCAGACGAAGUAGAAAUCAUGGAUAAAAAUAUAGAAAAUUAUUCCGUUAACAUAAGCUAUACUAAGGAAUGUGACACACUUGUCGAUUCUGCGUCUGAAAACAUAUCAGAUGUGAAAAGACAAACGACAACUUCAGAGGGAGGGACUUCUGAGAUUCAGGCAGAUGUCACUGAGUCAGUUUCAGCAAGUCAAAUCCUUCGUACGGAAAAUACCAUUGAAGAAAACAAUAAUCGUAGACGUAGCGAUGAAACCAAAUUUGGUGACAAAAUAUAUAAUAAUAUUGUUAUAGAGAAAAAACUAUAUUGGGACGAAAAAAUAAGACAAAUUCAAGCCAAAGAACAAGAACUCAAAUCUUUAAAACGACGUUUAUCAUCAAAGUAUUUACGUCGUAACGAUUCCCUGACAAAGAAAAGAGGAAAGAAAAUUGUCAAAAACUUUUUAAAGUCUGCAGAAAAAGAAACUGGAAGUGAUGAUUGGAAUACUACAGAACCUAAUUAUGUUGAUUCUUCUAAUGAAACGAACCAUAAUAAAGCAAAACUCAAAGACAGCUUAAAAAAUUAUUGGGAUAACAAAGUACAAGCUAUGGACUCCUGCUUCGGGAAAAAAUCUGAAAAAGUUACAGAACACACUAGAGGAGAAUCACGUGUCAGUACAGAAACAAAUGUAUUAGAAAAUAAAGGUCAUAAAUUAGACAAACAAGACUUGCCAGAAAAAGUUUUUGAAGCAUUUGAAACAAGUCCAAAGCGUUUCUUUGGUACUUCUAGACAGCAAAUUUUGAAUAAAAUAGAUACCUACUUAGGAAAAUCUGACCAAGAAGAUGAGAUCAAGAGUGUUAGUAGCGAAAUUAGCCAUGACAGUGGACUAGUAUCUAGUCGAAUAUCUUUGUUUCACAAUAUAGCUGAAACAGAGGCAGCAUCUUCGCCAUUUAGAAAACAUAAAAGUCUUAAUAAUAUUUGCACAGAAAAAGUAAGCAUGCACAACAAAAAUUAUAAUUCACACGGGCAACAAAAUUUAUUAGAUGAUAAUAAUGAGUCGACUAGUUCAAAAAUUGGCAACCUAGAUAAAUUUGACAAAAAUUCAAAUUUAAUUAAGGAACCUAUAGUCAGCUUUCAGGUCAAUAAGCUGGAAGGCAACGAGAAUAUGAAGAAUGGUAAUAUUAUUGUCGACACCUCUGCAAAUUCAGUUCAUGAUAAUAAAAACGACAACUUUAUUGGAAAUACAGAUAAAUGGCCAGACAACGUGGAAACCGACCAAAACAUUCUAGAUCAAUGUAGUGAAAGGCCAGAAGCCGAUGAUGAUAGAAAUAGUAAUAGAAGAAAAAGUAGUUUACUAAGAAAUAACCUCAAUUCCUUCAGUAAAUCGGAAAUGGAUAUCUUCAGCAAAACAUCAAAAACUAUAGGUAUAGACCUAGACAUACACAAGUCUUUUGAAGAGCUACCAAAAAAUUCUGUGAAGAAGUUCAUAUCACUUUACGAAGACGUUUCAAAAUCUUCAGACCAAUCCAAUAUAAUCGGAAGCUGUAAGAAAAAUCGAAAAGUAAUUGGAAAUGUACGAAAAGAGAGUUCAACAGAAGGAACUGCUAGGGUACCACUAUCUGAAAUACACGUACAAAAAGGCGAACAUAGAACGACAACGAAAACUUUAAUAAAGGAUAACAGCCUCGAAAGCAACAACGCGACUGGAUCAGGUUUCGAAGUAAUUUCAAUAGAAGACAAACACGCAAGUCGCCUAAGCUUGUCAGAUAUCGACAUUGAAAUUAUUGAAAGACCAGAUAACACGACUGAAAAUAUACGAGAAGAUAAAAUAGUACGAGAAGAUAAUAUAGCACGAGAAGAUAAAAUAGCACGAGAAGAUAAAGUAGUACCAGAAGAUUACGUAGAUUAUAAAAACCGUUUCAAAAUGGCUAAGCAGUAUUUCAAAUCACUAGAAGAGUUGAGGAUAGAAAAAAAGCCAAAGGUCGUUAAAGAAAUUAUAACAUCAGUAGCUGAUAUACCUGAAGAAUCUCUAGAAAAACACGAUCAAAAGGAGAAAGAAAACAUGAAGAAAAGUAAUAUAAAGAAGUCCCACACCAUGCCAUCGUCCGAAUUAUCCAAAAUAUGGAAUCAAAUGCAAGAAGAGGACGCACUCAGUCCGAAAAGAUUAAUGAAAAUCUCAGAAAAAUUUAACGUUGAGGAUCUUUACGAAGAUGUUAUGGAGGGACGAUUAAGUAGGCAGGGUAGUUUACGAGGUAUUCCUAAUAAAAAAGCUGUCCUUGAAACGUUUAGAUCUAUGGAGAAUAUGACACAAUUCAACUCGUAUGAAUUUGCAACCUCACAGACCGUAGAUUUUGCGAACGAAAAUAGGAGUAGAAGUGCUCAGACAUACCUUAGCGAAUACCCCUACUUACCAACUACCGAUCCAUCCAAAUUCCAUUCUAGGCUAGAUGCUAGUGCGUCAGGUCUCAUUACUUUUAAGGAACUUAAAGAACAAAAACAUAGAAAGACAUAUAGAAGAAAUAGUGUACCUAACGCUAGUAUAAAUCCUAUAUUUACAGAAAACCUUUAGUUUAUCUUAGAUAUAAGCAACCAGUACCUUGUUUAUACUGUAAUUACUACAUUAUGCCUUAUUUUAUAGUGUAUAAUUUAAAGAAACGUCACUUGUAUUGUAAUAUAGUAUGUAAUUGUACAAUUUGUACAGACAUUGAAUCUUUUGUUAAA